UUUAAAAAUUUGCAUACAACCUUAUCUCCUGUGCAGAAUUCUUGAAUGUGCUUAGACACAUACCGGUACCAUGCCUACUGGAUUGGAGAAGCAGACCGCCCAGCGGGCGACAGACUGCGGGGAAACACCUGCCUAUGACAGCAAAGUGACAGCUCCCAGGAAUCCAAAACUUAUACGAGGGCCUAAAGAAGAAAUAAAGAUGACCCCUUCUUCAUUUAUGAAAGAAAUAUCGCAAACAACAGAGGAAAAGCUGGCAAACACACACUUGAUGCACAUACCCAAAAUCAUUGAGCUUAUGGAUAUGGGUGAUAAUACUCACCAAAAGUUCUCCAAUGUUGAUAUAGAUGAGCCUCUGUUCCAGCCAUUCCCAUCAGAGGUCACAUUCCAGCAGUUUGAGCCUCACAUCAUCUAUGAAGUCCCUCUUCUACUCAGAAAUAAUGACAAGGUUUCCAGACUGGUCAAGGUAUACCAAGCAGACUCACCGUACUUCAAGAUCAUCAGUCCUCCAGAUGUGACUACCAAGGUGGCUCCUGGUAUGGCUACCAUCUUCAGGAUACAGUUCACACCAUCAGAGAAAAGGGACUACAUCCACGAGCUAAUCUGCAUGACGGAGAGGGAGAAGUUUGUAGUCCCGGUGAAGGCCAUCGGAGCCAGGGCCAUGCUGGACUUCCCAGAUGAGGUCAACUUUUCAAUGUGCCCGGUCAAGUACCCUAGUACCAAGACCUUACUGGUCAGGAACAUCGGCAACAAGGAAGCUCACUUUGCUCUCUAUACUUCAGGACCAUUCUCAGUCUCCCCAGAAAAUGGGUCCCUGGCAAUUAACGACAGCCUCCAAGUGGAACUGACCUUUCAACCUAUGACCGUCGGAGAUCACAACGAUAACCUGGUCAUCAACUUUGACUCAGGUGAAGACGUUGGUGUGAAUCUCUACGGAGGUGCUUACGACGCCAACGUGCGACUUGACAAGAAUUCACUGAGGAUCGAGAACACCUACAUCUCCAUGGCCAAUCAGAGGACAGUAAUUGUUGCCAAUCGCAGUGAUGUCAUCGUACACUACAAGUGGAAACAGUGUGCUACGGCAGAGGAGGAGGAGCAACAAAAACAAGGAUUUUUUGGUCACAUAGAAUCCGAGGAGUCAACAGAGCAUGAUGCCUUCCUUCAAGAAUGCAUCAUGGACCCUACUCUAAGGGAUCGUAUGGCUAUCCUCACACGCACGUUCCAGAACAGACGCACGCUUGUUCGAGGUGACGAACUGUUGUUCACGGACGAUGCCUUCAACAUUAUGCCCCAAGAGGGAGACAUUUGGCCUAAUUCAACCUGCGAGAUCAACGUAGUCUUCAAACCUACCGUGGCCAAGGCCUAUAACCAGAUAGCCUAUUGUGACAUUGUCGGUCGUGAGACCAGGCUCCCGCUCAGACUAAAGGGAGACGGGAUCGGACCGCAGGUCUUCUUCUCCUAUGACACCAUGAACAUGGGACACAUCUUUAUCAACUCGAAGCAUUCAUACGAGGUGGUGCUUGGUAACCGUGGGGACAUCGAUGCUGCCUUCCGCCUGGUGCCCUCCGACUCCACCUUUGGGCCUUACUUCAGCUUCUCCCCCAGCUCCGGGGUGCUGGAGCCAGGAGCCUUCCAGGCCAUCGAUGUGACCUUCUCCUCCCCUCACCUGGGGGACUUCAGUGAAGACUUCUUCUGGGAGGUGGAAGGGCUACCGUACCAGCACAAGCUCAACUUCAGGGGCUGUGUUAUAGGACCCACCUUCCAUUUCGAUGUCCCCCGCCUCAAGUUUGGCACCAUUUCUUAUGGCUUCAAGAGCACCGAGGUAGCCACCUUGGUGAACACGGCCCUGGUACCCAUGGGUUUCAGCCUGAGAGUGCCUGGGGACGGGGAGGGUGAUGUGGUGUCUGCUACCAGUGGUGAGGUGACCCUGGGGAGGUCCAACCUCAGCACCCCUGCCAGGGAGUUCCAGAUCGUUCCAUCCUCAGGCACGGUGGACCCUCAGAGUGAAGUCAAGAUUGAGGUUGAGUUGACUUCCAACUCCCUCAAGAAGUAUGAUCUUGCCCUUGUGGUCGAUGUAGACGGAGUGGGACAGGAGCUGCUCUCGCUACCCAUAUCAGCAAAAUGUGUAGUGCCUUCCAUCUCUGUGGUAACACCAAUCCUAGACUACACCCGCUGCUUCCUGAACCAUCCUUACGAGCUAAGCGCGAGGCUGUGUAAUGACACUGACCUUCCUGCUAAAUAUGACCUCGUUCCACAAGAGGUAGAUGAGAUGAGCCCUAUGCUGUUCAGCAGUCCAGAGCCGACAGGGAUCCUACCCCCUCACACCACCCGCCGUGUACCCCUAGUCAUUACCCCUCAAGGACUGGAGGAGCUGGAAACCUAUGCAGAGUUCAGUAUCUUUGGUAGCAUGGAACCUCCUCUGCAAGUGGUGUUGAAGUGCAUAGGAGAGGGGCCAGUGGUCCACGUGACCCCUACUGAGAUGGACUGGGGUCAGACCCAGGUUCUGAAAGACAUCUCCAGGAUCGUGACCCUGUCCAACGAGUCUCUCAUACCAGCCCCAUUCACAUGUCACAUGGUUCGUCCCAACACCUCGUGGAAGGUUGAACCAAGCGAGGGCGUGAUCCCACCAGAGGAUACUGUGGAAGUCACACUCACUGUCAACCUUGAUGAUUGCAUCAGGUUCCAGGAUAAGCUGGCCAUUGAUUUUAAGGAUAGCCAGACGAGGAUCAUCAAGGUCCAGGCCUAUGGUCAUGGGUCCACCAUAGUCUCGGACCCACCUAUGACCCCCACCAUUGAGCUAGGCCAUCAUUUCAGUAGUAAGCCCAGCACAAGGACCUUCACGCUGACCAACAAGGGACGUCGUCAUCAGCAGCUAUUCUGGACCACAGAGGGCUUUGCUCCGAUCAAGAUCAAGAGCAGAGAACCAGAGUACAACCCACUGGAUGUCAAGUACCAGAAAAUGCCUCCUCCCGCUCCACCUCCAAGACCUGUGUUCAGCCUGACGCCCUCUAGGUUUGAACUUGAGGCAGGAGAGAGUAUUGAGGUCCAUCUUGAAGGAGCAAGCUCAGAACCCAAGACAGUGAAGGAGAGGAUGUUAUGUCAUGCCAUCAUCGGCAGGACCAGUGGCAAAGAGAAGAUCAUGAAGACAGACAUCAGUAUCACCUUCAUCAGCCCUGUACUUGAGUUCUCCUCCAAGCAGGUGGCCUUCAGAGUAGAUAAGCAUCCUGAUGAUGUCCUGACCAUGCAGUACAAUGAACUGACCAUGACCAACGUGUCGUCACUGCCCCUGCAUACCACCGUCCAGCUGGAGAAGCCCUUCCAACUAAUUGAAGAUGGGAUUGAAGCCCUCUCCUGUCUGGAGGUGCCUCUGGAGGUUGGUGAGAGUAAGCUGAUGACCAUUCAGUUUGAUCCUGCCUAUCAGAAUGAUUCACACAGCCGUAUCGCUGAGAAACUGCUGACUCUCACAUACCUAGAGCAUCCGCACACUGACUACGUCAGCCUGCGUGGCGAGGUCUUCUUCCCCAACCUGACCUUUGAGAAGAUGCAGGUCAGCUUCGGUUGCAUCCUCAACGACACGGAGGUCACUCGCUACGUCAACAUCACUAACAACAGCCCCAUGGCCGUCAACUACCGCUGGUCUUUCCUGGAACCAGAGACGCCCAUCAUGCUCUACCCCCUGCCAGUCCCUGCACCUCGAGUUGAGCCUGUGGAAGAAUAUGAAUCCGAGUCGGAUGAGGAAAGCGAAGCAGAGACACAUGUAGCCUUUGAGGAACCUCUCCUUGGUGAUGAUGAUCACCAGAUGGAGGAAGGUGAACAGACAGAACGAGAGAAGGGUGAAGGAGGAGCAGAGAGUGGAGAGGAGAAGAUGGAUGAGAUGAAGAAUGCUGACGACCAAGCACCUCCAGACAACGUCAUAGAGAAGCUGGACAUUCAGAUCCUCUCUCCAAAGCCUCCCGUCGAUGAGACCGACAAGGCGACCUUGAAGUCCAUCAGCCUUGCCGACGUGACCUCCGAGAAGGAGAGCAAGAAGGACAAGAAGUUGACAGCCAGCAAGAAGAGCCCUCGCAAGUCGACGGCAAGGAGCGGAGGCAGCAAGGCAAUGAGUAAGACCAGUAUCAAGAGCGAGGACAAGGCCAAGCAGGAUGAUGAGGUUGCUACAGUGGACCAGCCCCUGAGUGACCGUGACCCUCCAGUCGUAGAGGAUGAGGUACCGACUGCCCGAGCUCCUAGCCCACUCACAGCUCUGAGGCCUGGUACAGCAGCCAGGCAGAGGCUCAACAAGCUCCAGUACAUCCAGGCCAUCACAGAGCCAACUGCUGUCGGCAUUGAAGAGGUGUUUGACAUCCUACCCUUGUACGGCACCCUGCUCCCUGGCGAGUCGGAUACUGUGACCUUCACCUUUUAUGGUCAUGCAGAGAUAGGGUCAGAGGCUAAAGCCCUUUGCAACGUGGAGGGUGGACCCUGCUACGAGCUUGACCUGCAGGGGGAGGCAUCCAUCGUCCAGUAUGAGUUUGACCUCAAGAACAUUGAUUAUGGCAGACAGAUGUAUGACCACGUCUGCAUGGCGGAGAUCACCCUGAGGAACACCGGCAAGGUCGAGUUUGACUUCCGCGCCCUCAACAUGGACCCAUCCACCAGCAGUCGACCUCUGCCAGGGGUCCCCGUCAUGGUACCUCACACCGGCCAUGUGGAGGCCUACAGCGAGCAUAAACUACUGGUCAAGUUCCUGCCAGGCUACCCGGAGAAGUUCCACAAGAGCUUUGAGAUCCAAGUGGCCCACUUUGAGCCUGACUCCAUCAACCUGUGCGGAGAGGGUGUGUUCCCACGGGUCUCCCUGGACCUGCCUCGCUUCCCCGAUGAAGAGGGGCUCUACUGCUCCCUCAUGAAGGAGGCCAAGGAGAACCUAGGGCGGGACAUCAAGAAGAAACCCUUGAUCCAGUCUGGAUCCCCCGUUCCUUCACCUACUCCAAGGGAUCCGUCCCAGGAGGAUGCAAAGUCCAUCAUGUCACUGCAGAACGAGUUCCCAUCUGAGUUGGAAUUCCAGUUGGAGGUUGAACGAUUGCUGGUCAAGGAGUUUGCCAUCGAGUAUCAGCAGCAGAACGUCAUGCUGGACACUGACCGGUCAGCUCAAGCUCUGGCCACUACAGGAGUCUUGAUGGCCAGCGUCAUGACGUCCAGGAGCAAGAAAAACGUCAAGGCUAAGGCUCGCCUGCCAGACUACAUGCUUGAUUUUGGCUACGUAGUCCUUGGCACUGUCCGAACACACAUCAUCCGAGCCACCAACACCGGCUUCUUCCCCGUCUCCUUCUCCGCUGACCGGAUCUCUCUGGCCGGAACCGGGUUCAACGUGGAACUGGACCGGGUGCGUCACCUACCAGGGUUCCCAGACCAUGAGACGGUGGACUUCAGGGUCAGCUUUGACCCCCUUGGGUCUAACCUGGGACUGGGAGAUGUGGAAGCGUUGAUACCUGUCAAUAUCAUCACUGGACCAUGUGUGUUCCUGCGGCUGCGUGCCUGUGUCACUAUGCCCGACAUGGAGAUCUCAACGGACUGCCUGGAGUUCGGAGACGUCCAGUGCGGUCAGUGCAAGGUGGUGACCAUCCAGCUUCACAAUCACAAGGAGGUAAAGUGUGAAUGGUCAUCACUACCCACUGAGAAGGAGAAAAAGCUGGUCGACAAGCACAUGCCUCUUCAUCUGAGACGGAAGCUGAAGCCUGCGAGGUCCAUACCUCGUAACUUUGAGAUGAUGCCCCCUACUGGUAUGCUGCUGCCAGGUCAAAGGGUCAAUGUACAGGUCAAGUUCAUGCCUACAGAAGAGAAACUCUACUCUGAGCGUAUCUCCCUGCGCAUCAACCAGAGCAGCCAGCGCCUGACCAUGAUGGCCACCGGCAUCGGCCUGGAGCCACGGCUGGAGCUCAGUCAAUCGCUGCUGGAGUUUGGACCCAUCCUACCACACAGCGCAGGAGAUGAGAAGGAAGUGAUCGUCAAGAACCCCUGCACCUUCCCCAUUGAGUUCUACUCCUUAGAGUUUGAUAAGCAGUAUCUGACUGAGGAGAAGAUGCUGCGCCUUAUGAAGGACUAUGACGAACACGGCACCCUGCUCCUGCCUCCUCGUAUUCAAGGCGAGAGGCUCCCUUCAGAGAUCCUGGAGUUCUACGAGGAGCAAAAGAGACGUCUGGAGGAGGAGGAGGAGAAGGAGAAAGCCAAGGUGGAGGCAGAGCUGGCAGCCAGAGCUACGGCUGCUGCUGCUAUAGAGGGAAUGAAAGGAGAAGGAGGUGAGGAGGGCCAGACUGCAUCCCAAGCUCAAGGUGCAUCAGCAGCAGCAGGAGGCGUUGCAUUCACCCAGCCAUCUACCACCGGUGCUGCAGAGGAUGGCACGGGACAGGAUGGAGAGAAGGACAAGACAGAGGGGAACAAACAGGACGAGGAUGACACACAAGACAAAAAAGACUCUGCCAGCACCGUUGGAGUUGGUGAGCUGAUCGAGAUCACCCCUGUCUCUGCAUCCAUCGCAAGGCACCUUGGCAUUGACCUGUCCCCAGAGGGCAAGGCUGCCAUGAGGCGUAGAGGGCUGGCCUUGGUGGUCCAUGGAGCACCUCUCGCUGGCAAGACGACCACAUCUAUCGCCUUGGCCAAACACUACGAGGCUGCCCUUCUGACUGUGGACAGCGUGGUACUGGAUGCCAUCUCUAACGGCAACACCCCAGCCGGCUUGAAGGCCAGGGAGAGGUGUGCCAUAAUGGCCCGAACCCAGCUGGCCAGGGAAGGGGAUGGCAUUGAGGCCCAGGCCCAGGGUACGGGCGGGGCUCUCAGCAUGGAGGCAGUCUAUCAGCACACACAGGGACUUGGUGCUGCCUCAGCUUCUGUGAUGGGCGGCGCCCAUUCUGUCAUCAGUAACCGCAAGACCAGCACCAUCUCCGGCCACAAGCCUGCGCACAGCAUGGUAGCGGGCGAGGAUGGAGCCCCAGCCCCGCCCCCGCCCAAAGCCGAGAAGGCGGACAAGAAGGACAAGAAGGGGGCUAAGCAGGAGGGUGAUACCACCACCCAGCUGUCCAGCAGCCCCCCUCCGGCCGCGCCCAUUGCUAGAAGGUUGAGUGUGAGUGCUAGCGUGGCUGGGGAGGAGGGGUUGAUGAGCUGUAUCUUACCUGAGGGACUGCUGGCUGAGAUCCUGGCUGAACGUAUGCAGUUGAACGACUGUCACAAGGGUGUGGUCUUUGAUGGCUUGGAGACACUCUUCAGUCCUAACCAGACUGCUACGGCAAAGGCUCUCCUUGGGGCUUUCAACAACAGGAAGUACAUCUACUUUGUCACCCUGAAGCUUGACCAGGUGGUCCUACAGGCCAGGGAGAAGAGACUACAAGAGGAGAAAGAUGAACGUGAGAGGGAGGAAGAAGAGGAGGAGAGGCAGAGGUUAGAGGAGAUGUCUGAGGAUGAAUACGAUGCCCUGACUGAGGAAGAGAGAGCUGCCAUCGAUCGGAAGAGACUCAAGACCAAGAAAGAGAGGCUCCACAAGAAAGAAAUGGUGGAGCGUCUUGAGAGGGAACGAAAGGAGAGGGAGCUUCAUGCCUUGAUGGAGGAGAAGAAACUGGAAGAUGAUAAAGGCAAGAAGAAGAAGGGUGCCAAACCAGGAGACAAGGAUAAGGAUAGCACCAAGGGAGGACCAAGUGGAACCGCCCAGGCUAAGAAGGGACAGGAUGGCAAGGUAGCCAUGUCCUCCAGCCAGGCAACCAUCAGGAAGGGGCCCCCUGACCCAACAGCUCCAUCAGACCACGCCUUGAAAGGGGUGCAGUCCGUUGCCACGGAUAGACCAGAGUCACAUGGUACAGCAGGCAGUGAUCAGCCCCAAGAUGAGGGAACAAAGAAAAAGAAGAAGGAGAAGGGCCGUCCCAUUUCCAAUGAGGUGGCGGUAGAGCCUGAGGUUGAAAGAGACCCUGCUAAGGAAGCUGAGAUGUAUCUGACUUGUCGCUUCAAGGCCUUUGAGCAUGGCAUGAAGGACAUUGACAAGAUGCUGGCACGAUGGGAAAGGACCACAGGUCAGAUUGUCCCAGACGCAUCUGGUGAUGACCUGGAAGCAGAAGAGACCCCUGCCCAUCCUCCUUCAGGCAGGAAGGGCAAGACCAAAGCAGAGAAGGAGAAAGAGAAGGAGCGAGAGAGGGAACGACAGGAGAGGGAGAGGCUUGAGAGGGAGAAGGCCGAAAAGGCUGCAGCCGAGUCUGGAGAACAAGGAGAGACCAAGGAGGGUGAAGGAGAAGGCAAGGAAGGAGAGGAGAAGGAGCAGCUCGGAGUACCUAACAUCGUCAUCGAUGCCAGCGAGCCUGAUGACAUGAUGGGUCAGAAGGUCCUAGAUAUUGGACAGUUGCCAUCCUGCCAGGAGGUCUUGGAUGGUCUUGGUCUAGGACCUAGUGGUCCACCCAUCCCACCUCCAGCAUCAUUUUCAGUCAUCCCCUACCCUGUCAAGCGGAAGCCACCCCUUGGCUUCGACCCUAUGGGGCACUACUACUUUGUGGCCAAUGGACCCGAUGAUCCUAAUAUUGGACAAGAAGAGAAACCCAAAGAACUUGAUGGAGAUCUAGAGGCUGGCACACCAGACAAAGGAAACACCAAGGAUGACUUCUCUACCCCUACCGGUAGAAAGGGAGGCAAGGACAAGCUCAGGCCUGGCGCUGAGAGCACUGGGUCACGCCGCCGCUCAGCCAAGGGUUCUCGUAACCGCAAAGGGUCGGUCAGCGUCGCCUCUCCGCCCCCAGGAACCACCACACCAGGGUCAGACUUUGAUGGCCAGAGCAGUACCACAGGAGAUAUGAACCUACAUGACUCCAAGAAUGUCAGACUCUCCAUCUUCAGAUGGACCGUACCAGCCGAGGGAGAGGUCACCCUCAAGCUACGCUUCCAGUCUGACGAACUAGGCCAGUUUGACCAGACGCUCAACUAUGAGAUCGUUGGCACCAGGAGGCGCUAUCAACUCUUUUGCAGGGGUGUCUGUUCCUUCCCCAACAUCAGCAGAGAACCAAGGAUUGUGUUUCCCCACCGCAAGAAGAGCAAGAAGGCAGAUGAGAUAGUCCACAAGAAGUACAUUCUGAGUACCGAGAUCCUUCAGAUGGGACCUCUGCUGGCGGGUAAGACCAGGGACCGUUACAAGGAGGGCAAGUACCCUGAGAACAUGGAGAAACUGACCAUCAGCAACACGUCCCCGCUGGAGGCUGAGAUGACCUUCUGCUUCCAGCACGAUGGUAACGGAGCGACCUUCUUGCUCGAUCCUCCCAACAUGGUGCUCAAGCCCAGCCAGACACAGGAAUUGACAAUGUGGGCGUACCCCAAGAACCAGGGUUACUUUGAGGAUACCAUAGUAUGCUGUAUCAAGGAGAAUCCAGAACCUGUCCAAUUCAAGAUCGCUUGCUAUGGAGUCAGACCAGAGGUAGAACUUGAUAAGAAGCAACUCCACUUUGAGAAGGUGCUGCUCCACAGGAAAGACACCAAGACCAUCUACCUUCGUAACAGCACCCUGCUUCCUGUGGCAUGGAGGGUCAGUGGCCUGGAGUCUCUUGGUGAUGACUUCUCAGUCAGCACCGAUAGUGGUGUCAUCGAACCUAAAUCUGAGUUUGCCCUCAAUGCUCACUUCAGGGCCAUGAAACCAGUCAACACUAAGAAGAUGAUCCGUCUUGAGGUCUCUGACGUGGAGAACAUCAUGGGUCUCCUGCAGACAGAGAACAUCCAGGUCCUGGCGGAGGCCUAUGACGUGGCCCUGGACAUGAGCUUCCCCAAGGGAGCCGACGGAGGUCUGGACUUUGGCGUCAUCCGAGUCAUGGACGAGACCAAGCAGACAUGCUCUCUCAAGAACAAGGGCCGUUACGAGAUUGCAUUCAGCUUUAUCUUGGAGGCAACUGCUACCAGCGGUGAGGAGAUCAUCAACCUAUUCUCUGUGAUCCCAGCCAAGGGAGUCCUGGUCCCUAACGAUAGACCGACUCAGGUCCAGGUCAUCUUCAAGUCUAGGAAGGAGAUCACCAUCAAGGACCAGCCGAUCCUGAAGUGCCAGGUGAUUGAGCCCAACCUGAAAGACGGUGGAGAGACCAUCGCAAGCAUCCCGGUCAAGCUCAGUGUCCGAUCCAUCUUCAGCAAGUAUAACGUCUACCCCAUCAACGAUAUCAACUUUGGGGCUGUCCUUGUCAAUCAGCGUAAGCCACGCACCUUCCAGAUCGAGAACAAGGGAGAGUUUGACUUCAAGUACACCGUCAACCGCAUGGUACGCGACAUGCCCAUUCAGCCGGCCAUGUUGCGAGGAAGAGCACCACCGGGUACCAACAAGCGUAGCAAGUCCAGAGACGGGUCAAGCUCAGGCCGGUCAGUGGCCAAACCCAAGAGAGCAGAGUCCAUCAGAUUAUCCACCAGACAAGAUGUGGGUGCUGCAGGAGGUGGAGGAGGAGGAGGCGGCGGCGGUGGCGGCGGAGGAGGCGGUGGUGGUGGUAGUCAGACCCGUCUCCAGCUAGGGAUGUUCACAGUCUAUCCAGCCUAUGGUUUGGUUUCUCCUAACAACCAGGCUACGGUCAGCGUGGACUGCCUUCCAGAGGCUGUUGGCUCAGGAUUGGAGGACCUCGCCAUAGAGAUCUCUGACCGUGACCCGACCGACCACCCCCAGGGCAUCCCUUACAAGGUGAUGGCCGAAGCCUGCAUUCCUGGCAUCAACCUGACAGACCUGGGCUCCAUCUUCGAGGAGCACCGCAUCGUCAAGAACCUCAGCGUCUUCCUCAACACCCAUCAGCUGGAGCUGGAUGGAGGAGGAGUCUUUGGGGAAGAUGAGAACAAGUUUAUCUUUGGUCACGUGCUGGUCGGACGCAAGGCCAAGGCGCGCUUCAAGAUCUCCAAUCCCUACAAGGUAUCGUGUGAUGUGUUGUUCUCUUGCAAGCUCCAGACCAGUAAGCCUUCAUCUAAGCUCCAGGAUAUUUUUGACGUGGAGCCAGCUAGAGCCGCCAUCCCUGCUCACGGUAGCGUCUAUGCCACAGUCACCUUUUCUCCACCAUCCAUGCAGACGUACACUGGUCAGUUUGAGGUGGCCAUUGAAGGGCUAAGCGGACCCCAGGCCAAGCUUCGUAACCUGUCCUUUGAGGUGCAGGGAGAGGGCAACUUGCCCCGUGUGACGGUCCUCAAACCCUCUCUGAGGAACAAGAAGGGUACGCCCCUGCUCCUCUUCUCUCGUCUACUCAGUGGUAGAUCCCAGACCCUGCCCCUGUGUCUGUCCAACGAUGGUACCCUGCCCAGCAAGGUUGAUAUUGAUCUUGAAGAUACAUCAGGUUCGUUCAAGCUUCAGAGUUCUGCCAAAACCAAGCUCAUAUACCCAACGUAUAGUGACACUCUGCUAUCAAAAGCCGACUCCACCAAGCAGCACCCCCAUGCUGCAUCCCUCAUCAUCCAGCCUAACGAGAGUGCAGAGUUCAACGUGGUCUACACUGCCUCCAACACAGGACGCAGCGCCGCCCAGGUCCGCAUCGCCGUCACCGACAAUCAGUUUGAGAACCAGCUCAUCCAGCUGGUUGGAGAGAGUUACCAUGAUGAUGUGACUCUGGACAACAUCCAUAGCCUGGUGACGGAGGAGACCCUGGAUGGUACGGUGGAGGAGGAGCAGAUAGCUGCUGCUCCAUCCAACCACAUCCACUUCAGUGACUGUUACAUCAACGAUGCCCGCCAGCUGAGUUUCACCAUGACCAACCACAGCCAGACGGACACCAUCCGCUUCCACUGGCCAGAGAACCAUCCCCAGCUCAAGUUCUCUCCGGCCAUUGGUCAUCUCCAUGCCGGCUGUGCCAAGGACGUGGUCAUCACAUUCAAGACGACCACCGCCGUCACGCUGACCAAGGCUUUGGUGGCAUGCAAGAUGUGCAAGAUCAACUUUGACAAGCCAGUGGAUCAGGUAAUGGACUGGGAUGACCGCUUGCGAACAGUCAAUUGGGUUGACCUACCAGUGGCCAAUGCUCGACCAGCCACCUCUAGCGAGCAGACCGGUGGUCGGCCUCGCUCCACCCAGGACCAGAAGCGGGAGGAUCGAGAGAGCAGGACGAAUAAGAAGGGUGCGAGCAAUGCAGCUGCCCAAGCUGCUGCUGCCGCUGCAGAGGCUGCAGAGAGGGAGAGGAACGAAGAGGAAAUGAGGAGGAAGAUGAACGCUACCAACGAGGUGCCACGCCCAACCAAGAAGAAGGUGAUUGAGACCGAGCCGGAACCAACCCACUCUGUGAAGGAAGACUCUAGCCGAGAGAUAGAACUCAAUGUCAGUGCCAUUGCAGACUAUUGCAAGUUCAAGUGCAAGACCGAGGCCGUCCACUUCAAGGAUACACUUAUGUUUCAGACCAGGAUCUUCUCUUUUCUGGUGACAAACAAGGGAACAGUGGGGCUACCCUUCAGCUGGCAGGUGGUCAUGGAGGAUGAGGCAUCGCACCACAAGAGUGUUAGCUUUGCCGAUGGUGAACAGCUGAGACUGCCGUCCCGCUGCAGCACUGCCGCUGAUGGUGCCGUGGACGUGUACCCCUUCACCGUAGAGCCGGACAUGGGGUCUAUCGGGCCGGGCAAGAAGCAGAACUUCAAGGUCAAGUUUGCUCCCCUCGAUAUCAAGGAUUAUGAGGGCAGGCUCAUCUGCAGAGUACCUAACCUAGAAGAGGGCAAGCAGGGACCGGUCCUGGCCGUCAAGGGUAAGAGUGUGAUGCCUUACUGCCACUUUGAUCUGGAGGACUCGGACUACAUCAACGGAGCCAGGCGCAAUCCAGAGCUGCCUGGACCAGGAGGGGCUCCACCCGGCUCCACCCUGGAUCCCAACACCAGGGUCCUGGAGAUGGCCUCCAUUGGUGUGCAGGUGCGCAACACUCGUCACUUCUUCAUUGUGAACCCUACAGCCACGCCCUACACCUUCAUGUGGAUGUGUGAGGAUGAGGUAGACCCCAAGAAACCUACCGUCUUCAAGUGUCUGACCACACAGGGCCAGGUGGCAUCUGGCAAGAAGACACAGGUUAGCUUUGAGUUCUUGCCAAACCAGCUGGGUGUCGUGGAAUCCUUCUGGAGGUUCACCAUCCCUGAGCAGAACAUCUCCGUCCCGUUCCUCCUGGUAGGUGACGCCCAUGAACCUGCCGUCUCCACCGAUAGAUCCCACAUCAACUUCAAGUCCAUGCUUCUUGGUAACGAGGCCUAUGAGAGAAUUUUCCUGAUUAACAACGAGGGACGAGCCUUUGACUUUGAGAUCAAUGAGACGUCUUGUCAUUCAGAAGCCUUCUCAUCCAGGCUCCAUUUGACUCCAAUGAAGGGCACCAUACUGCCCAAUGACAGGAUCCCCAUCGAUGUCUCCUUCAUCCCCUGUGAGGAGAAGGUGGUCAACUUCAACGUCCAGAUUCAGGUCCGGAAGAAGACCCUACCGAUCUGCCUCAAUGUCAAGGCCGAAGGGUACUCCAUGAACUGCAUAGUCCAGUGUGAAGACUCGACCGGUCAGAAGAAAGACCUGUCCAGCACAGGCGUCAACUGCAUUGACUUUGGAGAGAUUGAGGUGAACGAGAAGGCAGUGCGUUCCCUCUACAUCAUCAACACCGGCAAGUUCAACUUUGACUUUGAGUGGUUCUUGAAGGAGGAGACCAGGGGAAGCAACCCUAAGCUCUUGAGCAUCUCACCGGACUUUGGUGGUGUACCCUGCAACGAUCGCAAGCGUAGUGUCCUGUCGUUCAAACCCAUCUACAAGACGACCCUCAGAGGGUGUGAGCUUAUCUGCAAGAUUGCCAACGGUCCGACCUAUGAGGUGAAGAUCAUCGGCCAUGGGGUGGCGCCUGGGCUUCACUUCUCUUUCCCUCAGUAUGACUUUGGGCCAUGUUUCAUCCACCGAGCUGGGAUGCCAACCCACUCUAAGAUCCUGACACUCACAAACAGAGACAGCAAAGACAUCAGCGUUGAUUGCCUGUAUACAAGUACAUCACACCUUCAUCUCCAGUUUGAAGCAACCGUGCUGUCACCUGGAGAGAGCAAAGACAUCACCUUCACAUUCUACCCCAGGGAGGCCAUCAGAUAUCAGGAGGUCAUACACUUUGAGCUCAAUGGACUCUCUCGCGCUCAGGUUGAGAUCUUUGGACUUGGUACUGAGAUGCGUGUGGAGGUGGCCAACUCAAAGGACCGCAUCGUCAAAUUCGGAGCCAUGCGCAUUGGCCAAGUCAUUAAACGCUCUGUACCUAUCAUCAACAAUAGCCCCGCCCCUCUCUCCUUCAAUGUGGCCAUCACUCCUCUCAACCCCAUCCUGCAACAGGUCCCCACCGUGCUCAAGCUGGCCCCUACUCAGGAGAUUAGCCUCAAGGCCAAGGGUGGAGCCUCGCAGCUGGAACUGGUCUUCAGCCCCAAGUGCCGCAUCCCACAGUUUACGGAAGAGGUGAUGUUAGAGUGUGCAGGUCUUUCGCAGCCUCUCCUGGUGGUGACUGGGUCAUGCCAAGGAAUAGAGAUCAACCUGGACCAGGAAUCUAUUCCUUUUGGAGCUGUUGUCCUGAAGAGCAGUACCACACGCAAGCUCCUCAUGUACAACACCGGAGAUGUUGGUGCUGCGUUCAAGUGGAAUGCAGAGAAGUUUGCACCCGAUUUUGCCAUCAGCCCAUCGGAGGGCUACAUCUCUCAGGGCAUGACUGUGACCUUUGAGGUCAAGUUCCAACCCACUAAGGUCUGCCAAGACAUCAGAUAUGAUAAACUGAACUGCAGCAUUGAGGGAGGGCGUCCUCUCAAAUUGGUCCUGACCGGCAUGUGCGUGGGCUGCCAGCCUCAGAAGGAGAUACUGCACUUCAGCACACAUGUCCGGGUCAAAGACACACGCAGUCUGACCCUCCACAACCGCACCAACCAACGCUGGGAGCAGCUUAGACCGGUGAUCGAGGGGGAACACUGGACCGGUGCGGAGGCCAUCACUGUGGAGCCCCAGCAUAGCAAGGCCUAUGAACUCAUCUACAGGCCACUCAUCAUGACCGCUGAGGGCAAGAAACAUACGGGCAGUGUAUUCUUUGCUCUACCCGAUGGUUCAGGACUCAUGUACAACAUGGUAGGUGUCUCUGAAGCACCCAAGGCAGCAGGGAACAUCACUAGAGAUAUCCCCAGCAAGACACACUACACAGAGAGUCUCUCUGUAUCCAACUGGCUCAAGCGGCCCCAGAGAUUCAAGGCCAUUAUCGAGAUGAUUAAACCUGAUAAACUGGACCCAGCUACCACUCUGAAAGGCUUGGACUACAUUGAUGUUCCUGGUCUUAGUAAGAGGGACUACAAACUCAACUUCUUCUGCCACAAGGAAGCUUCAUAUGCUGCUAAGAUUCUCUUCCGCAAUGAGCAGACCAAUGAGUUCCAGUUCUACUACAUCACCUUCAAGAGUACCCCACCGGGUAUCAUUGACUUGGUGGAGAUGAGUACACCGGUCCGUCUCAGUACCUCUCACACCAUCACCCUAGAGAACCCUCUGUCCUUACCCGUCACCUUCCAGACUAUCUGUGCCAUCAAUGAUAUCAUGGUCCCACCGCAGCUUAUGGUCCCUCCCCAGUCAGAGGGUGUCCUGAACUUCGAGUACCUUCCUCUCAAAACUGGAGAGGUAUCCGGCAAGAUGACCCUGGCCAGCAAUGAGCUCGGUCAGUACGCCUAUGACCUCCAGCUGACUGCCACCGCAGCAGGACCGGAGAAGGCUGUGUUCUUCAGGGCGUCGCUUGGUGGAAACCACACCCAGACCACCAAGUUCACCAACUUUGCCAAAGUGAAGACAGAAUAUUCCUGCAAGAUUGACAACAAUGACUUCCACUGUGAUAAGACCAUCACUGCUGCUCCUGGCUCCAGUGGCGGUAGCGAGGUCGGCUUUGACAUCACCUUCGAACCCUCCCGUUUGGGCGAGACCCGCGGCACCCUCACCCUUCACUCACCUCUCGGCGGGGAGUACACCUUCCCCCUCUUUGGCACUUGCAUCGCCCCCAAGCCCCAGGGACCGUACACCAUCAAGGCCGGCUCCACCACCUCCAUCCCCUUUAGGAACAUCUUCUCCCACACCACAGCGUUCAUCUACCAGGUGGACAACCCCUCCUUCAGCUGCAAGCCUGGAGACCAGAUCCGGGGCAAGAAGACCCAUAACAUCAUCAUCGGCUACGAGGGCAACAAUGACGGCACCAAGGCCCCCAAGAUGGGCAAGCUGGUGGUGACCUGUGCCAGGUCUGCCGGAGGCGCUGCCAAUGUCUCCUGGACAUACUAUCUCAAAGGCAUCACACCCUGAGUAUCUAUAGUAGAGGGAAGGGUUAGACUGAACCAACCCUGACUUACAAUGAACUGUAAAAAAAAAUGCAGUGCAGAGGAAUAGCUUAUGGUGGAUAAUUCCUUUGUUUAUAGAAGUUACAAAUGAAUUGGUAAUCUUUCCAAUUAUUCUUCAUCCUUACUGAUGCAUCUUGCUUUAAUUUUAUAAGAGAUGCUGUGGCUUUGAAAUACAAGUUCCCAAUGAACUGUACUACUUUAGGUUCUUUCUCCUGCUCAUGGAUGCAUCAGACUUUAACGUUAGUGUGUUUCAUGGAUGCUGUCGUGUUCAGUACCUUCAACAAGCCACAUAAAAAAUGCACCUGCAAAUUCUUCAUUUUAUCACUGCAUUAUUCAUCUUUGUAUGCAAGCACUUAUUCUAUAUUUUCUUGUGAGAGAAUUGAAAUUGACCAAUAAGCAUGAAUUCAUUCCAUUCAGAACACCUUGAAACAAUCUUUCAUGAAGACUUUUGUAAUUCUAGUUUAUUCCUAUAUGUAUAUUUAUAUAUUCUCUUGUCAAAAUACAGGAUUUGAAUUUAUAUAUCAAAUUGAUAAAUUAUUUGGAGAGAUAAUUAUCUAUUGUAAAAGUAAAACAUAACUUCUUCUGAAUAACUGAAGGUAUAUUUGAUAUUCUAAUGCUAUUUAGGGUUGUACAGAAGAGAAGUAGAAUGCAAAGAUCUUGUUUUAUUCAUUUAUUGUAAACUGUACAUAUAUACAUAUUAUACAAACAUUACAUUGCAUUUAAAUGAGGCCUUGAUUUUCAUAAAGGUACAGCACAGCAUGGAUUUCUUUAAAAAAUUGUGUUAAAAGUAACUCAUGUCACAUGAUACUUUCAACACAAGGUGCACUUAUUAUCGUGUUACAGAAGCCUUUCUUUCUUUUCCAAUGAAAUUGAAAAUAAAUUAAAGUGAAUAUAGAUGCUUUCACUCUUUGAAUGUGUAUGAAUAGCUAUUUUGUCUACAUAUUGUUUUAUGGAAAUAAAUUCCGUCCUAUAUUUUGUUGUUGAAAUGUGUGAGAAUUUCUUCCUUGUUAUUGAAUAAAAUGUGAUGAUACACAACACA
Messenger RNA from Strongylocentrotus purpuratus (purple sea urchin), 17308 nucleotides. RefSeq names its product hydrocephalus-inducing protein homolog. The record is from RefSeq and is a predicted model, not a curated record. Gene Ontology annotation, biological process: cilium movement; axonemal central apparatus assembly. Gene Ontology annotation, cellular component: axoneme. Lineage: Eukaryota; Metazoa; Echinodermata; Echinoidea; Camarodonta; Strongylocentrotidae. The transcript is spliced from 87 exons. Bases 71 to 16234 code for a protein of 5387 amino acids.